AUGACAGAUAAGCGGCAGGGGAUAACGCUGCCACCCAUAUCGAAGGCUGUAAAAAAGAUGAGACCAAAUGAGGCCGGAUCAAAUUAUAAAGAGAAUAUAGACGAUGUGAAUAAAGUACGGAAAAUCCCCGCUAAGACGACGUAUUUUUUCCAGCCCAGUAAUACGCUAGCGUAUAGGAACAGUGGAUCUAAGGAAACGAAGGAUAAAAUGGGUGAUAGCGGUUCAGCAGCACAUGUGUUGAAGGAAUCAGAUACGAAUGCAAUAUCGUCUACGAACGCGAACCUGCUGGCGCAACAGAUCAAGACUCCGUCGAAAACGUAUGAAAACUACGAGAAGUUCAUUCAGGAGCAGCAGAGCUCGGACGAUAGUUUUGACGGUAUACGGUGGAGGGCUAGUCCUCGAAAGGCCAUCAGUAAGGGUGUGAACGGGGUGCCAUCGUCUCCGUUGAAGAAUACCGUAUCGCCACGGAAAAGGGGAGACGAACUGAAGCUGUCGUCCACAUUAGUCAAUGAACAAGCCAAUUCGGUGCUAUCGAAGUAUGGGGCAGGAUUCCAUAAUAUUCAGUCGCAGACACCGACUAUGAACAGAACGCAUUCGGAUAUUUCGUCAUCGGAGAGUGUGCAUAAAAAGUUUAUCAAUGCACAACAUUCGCCCUCAUUGACCCGUACAAAGUCCUUUGGAAUGGAUAAUCUUGUCAGCUCAAAGACAAUGUCGAUGCUCCAACGGUUCGAACGACCAAAUUCAAAAUCUGCAACACCCAAAACAGCCGCAUCAUUUUCAAAUUCUACCUCACUCAACAGCUGGAUUGAUAAGUUUGAUAAGAGUAAUCUGAAGGCGGAAACUUCUCCUUGUGCUCUUGAUUUGGAAACUAUAGCAUCAUCGGCCAAUGAGAUAAUCCAAUCGGCCCAACACCCAAAUCACCAUAACGAACAUGAGCUUAAGUGCGAUACUAGUGCAAGUGUGCAAGAAACAGUUGUUACUCAAGAGGUUUUGAAUGGUAUUGACUUCAGUGAUGAUUUCAGUGAUUCUGGUUUAAUGACCUCCCCCAAUAAACCUGAAGAAAGUGCCAAACUUGAACCUGUUCCAGUUGAUUCUGAUGACCCGUUUUCGUCUGAUGAUGAGGUGGUAUUGACUGCUAUAAGAACACAAUCGAGAAAAUUGGAGGAUAAGUCACAGUCCCAAUCCAUUGACGAGGAAGACUCGGAGGAUCCAUUUUCUGAUGACGAUGUGAAAUUUUCACAACUCGAUACGAAAAUAGAGACUCGGCCUUCAUCAUCUUCCCAAAAAUACUUGACUACACAGCAAAAAUCGGAUAAUCGACACGCAGAAUCGUUCCAGAAUGAUGUUAAGAGACUUGAAAACCUUCAAUCAAUCGAUAAAAGUAUUAGUGAUAAUGAUAUUAAUGAUGCUAAAUUGUCGUAUUCCCGUCCUGAUUUGCAACGGUUUCAAAUAAAGUCCAUAUUAAAUAACACUUACAAAGUUCAAAACAGAAUUAGAAAUCAGGCUAUUUUGAUAGUUGUUGAUGGAAAACUUGAAGAACUGAAAUUAAUUCUAAGAGGAGAAUAUUUACAACUUGAUUUUCAAAUCAAUGACGUAAUUCAUUUGAUCCUUACUGAUCCAUCUCAUCCUAAGCUUAUUGAUGACACGCAUAAUUUGUUAAUUUGGAACCCAGAUAUAUUGGUGUCAGCAACAACUGUCUCUCAGCAAAUGGGGUGCCCUAGAAAAAGUGUACUAAUCAACCGGCUAAGUUUUCCUGGUGAAUCAUCUAUACCUUUAAUCGUAGGUAUUAUUAUUCAUGAAAUUUUCCAGGCUUGUUUCCAUACUGAAAAUUGGAGUAUGGACUAUAUGAUAGGUUUAAUGGAACUUGAAAUUCAAUCAAAACUACUACAAAUUUAUAGCAUUGGAAAUGAAGUAAACAAAGUGAAGACUGAAAUUCAGAAUCAACUACCGUAUCUAGAGACAUGGUUCAAGACAUACUUCAAGAAGCCAUUAUCAUCAAAUACCUCAAUUCCUACAAAUCAUGGGAAUCAGAAGGUAAUGUUUGCCGCUAAUAAAGCAUUAGAUAUUGAAGAAAACAUAUGGUCUCCCAUGUUCGGUUUAAAAGGAAAAGUAGAUGUAACCCUUGAAGGACAAUUGUAUGACCAAUCUACAAACGGUAAGUUUUUGCUACCUAUGGAAAUUAAGACUGGCAGAGAAUAUAUAAGUCACCAUGCACAGUCUUCUUUAUAUUCAUUAUUAUUCAAGGAUAGAUAUGAUAUGGAUGUUAAUAUGUUUUUAUUGGUCUAUACAAAGGAAAGAAUAUCUAAGAAAUAUGACAUAAGUCGUACUGAUUUAAAAUCUUUAGUCAAUUUGCGUAACAGAAUUACGAAGUAUUUUAAAUCUGGAACACGAGAGCUUCCAGAACUAAUAAAGCAAUCUCAAUGUGAUCGGUGUGAAGUACAACAGGCCUGUAUGACUAUAAAUAAAUUGGUGGAGAAUGGAACAGCUGAAGAGAGUGGAUUACCACAAGAUGUUUAUAAUGGCUUAACGUUCCAUUUGGAAAAUGAUGAAAAUUCCAGAGUAUUUUAUAAUUACUGGGAUAAUCUUAUAACCCAAGAAGAAGGAAUAAUGACGAACUUAAAAAAAGAUCUUUGGACCCUUACUGCUAAAGAACGUGAAAACACUAAGGGUAAAGCGUUAUCUGACCUUAUUAUCAAGGAGUCAAAUGAUAAUGACGAUUUUCAAGAGAAAUUUUUCUAUACCUUUGAAAGGCCUAAUAAUCCGCAAUCUUUGCAGAAUUCACAAUUAAUCAAGUAUGAUAGGAUCAUUAUAAGCGAUCAAGAAGGACACUUUGCAAUUGCACAAGGGUUUAUUACUGCCAUCAGACCGAGUUUCAUAAAAAUUACUGCUGAUAGGCGAAUUGUUAACUCGAACCUCAAAGUGGACGGUUUUAACGAGACGGAUAAUCAAACAUUCCAAAGUGUACUCCAUAAAAACUUGAAUUCCCAGAAACAGGAUAAAUUGUAUCGUAUAGAUAAAGACGAUAUGUUUCACGGAAUGGGAUUAGCCAGAUACAAUAUUUUAAAUUUAUUCUUGAAGGAUGGUGAUUCACGCAGAAGGGAAUCGAUUGUCAAUUUAAAAGAGCCAAAAUUUAUGCCGUCAAAGUUGCAAUAUGAUAUUUCUUCCGAAAAUUUCAAUAGUGAUCAAAUCGGAGCUUUUGAUAAGAUUCUUAAUACAAAGGACUAUUCGUUGAUACUAGGAAUGCCUGGAACUGGUAAAACCACUGUUAUCGCACAAAUCAUUAAAUUAUUGGUACAGAAUAAGAAGACUGUUUUAUUAGCCUCUUAUACACAUUCUGCUGUGGACAAUAUACUAUUGAAAGUUAAAGAUUACGGAAUUGAUAUCUUGAGAGUUGGAUCGCCUUUAAAAGUUCAUAAAGAUAUUAGAAAGUAUGUUGCAGGCUUUGAUACAGACAAACAAAUCAAAAACUAUGAUGAUUUUAUUGCAACAUACAUGACACCCCCGGUUGUGGCUGCUACAUGUCUAGGAAUUGGCGAUAUUGCAUUCAACUUGAGAACGCAUUUUGACUACUGUAUCAUUGACGAAGCCUCGCAAGUAUCGUUACCUAUUAGUAUCGGGCCUUUGCGGUUCUGCGACAAGUUUAUCUUGGUUGGUGAUCAUAACCAAUUACCUCCAUUAGUUCAACACCCAAACCCAGCUAUCAAGCAAGGCUUAUCCCGUUCUUUGUUCAAAAUAUUGAGUGAUACAUAUCCGCAGAGCAUUGCUGAAUUAACUUACCAAUACCGAAUGUGUGAAGAAAUCAUGUUGCUAUCAAACGUUUUGAUUUAUGGUGGACGCCUAAAAUGUGGUACGGAAAAGGUUGCAAAGCAAAGUUUAUAUAUUCCAAACCCCAAUAUGAUAGAAGAUCAAAUAUCUCCACAAUAUUCUUUAAAAUUACGAAAGGAAGAUCUAUGGAUUGAUAGCAUUUUAAAGCCAGAGAAUAAGGUGAUUUUCAUUAAUCAUGAUGAUGUCCCAGGAGUUGAAAGAACUAUUGGUGAAAAGGUAGAAAAUUUAACUGAAGUAGAUUUGAUUAAACAAAUUGUUGAAAGCUUAACGAUGUGUGGUGUGAAAGAAUCGAGCAUUGGAGUAAUGUCUUUGUACAGAUCGCAGUUAAGAUUGUUGCAUAGAGGAUUACUGCACAAACCAGAUGUUGAAGUAUUAACAGCCGAUCAAUUUCAAGGCAGAGAUAAAGACUGCAUUAUAAUUUCGUUGGUGAGAUCAAACAAGGACAAUAAAGUUGGCGAUCUUUUAAAAGAAUGGAGAAGAGUUAAUGUUGCGAUAACGAGAUCCAAGUCAAAACUAAUCAUCUUGGGUUCUAAAUCUACUUUAAAAAGUGUCAAAAUGUUAGAAGCAUUUAUGGCUCUUAUUGAAAGUAGAGGGUGGAUGUAUGAUUUACCCCCAUAUGCUGACAAGUUUUAUGAGUUUGCAUUUAUGGAAAGCCUUAGCAAUCCAGUGAGAAAUGUGAAAUCAAAAGUGAACCAAAACUUAACCCAAGAUUCGAGAAUUAUUAAUAAUAAUCCGCUUAUAAGAGAUAUAAUUAAUGACAUGACAAAUUAA
Molecule: messenger RNA, 4596 nt
Organism: Debaryomyces hansenii CBS767
Lineage: Eukaryota; Fungi; Ascomycota; Pichiomycetes; Serinales; Debaryomycetaceae
Gene: DNA2
Product: bifunctional ATP-dependent DNA helicase/ssDNA endodeoxyribonuclease
Exons: 1
Coding region: 1-4596 (1531 amino acids)
Biological process (GO): replication fork reversal
Cellular component (GO): cytoplasm
Molecular function (GO): 5'-flap endonuclease activity; single-stranded DNA helicase activity
Source: RefSeq, a predicted model, not a curated record